Messenger RNA from Nematolebias whitei (Rio pearlfish), 3493 nucleotides. RefSeq names its product solute carrier family 8 member 4a (gene slc8a4a). Gene Ontology annotation, cellular component: axon; postsynapse; sarcolemma. The coding region runs from base 140 to 2950 and encodes 936 amino acids. The record is from RefSeq and is a predicted model, not a curated record. Gene Ontology annotation, molecular function: calcium:sodium antiporter activity. NCBI's taxonomy places the organism in Eukaryota, Metazoa, Chordata, Actinopteri, Cyprinodontiformes, Rivulidae. Gene Ontology annotation, biological process: cell communication; calcium ion import across plasma membrane; sodium ion transmembrane transport. The transcript has 8 exons.
GAGAUAAGUUCAUCUCCUGAGGCCACAACUUCUAAGCCGGGCUGACUCACCGACAUCUGCACCCAGGUUUGCUUGAACCUUCGGAUGUGAAGUCAUAUGAGUUUCAGCGCCAGCAGAGUCCAAGUCCCAUCAGAGCAACAUGAUUCUCAGCUCGUGUACGUUCAUCUCUCUUUUGCUGGUUCUUCUCCCAGGAGUCACUUAUUUAUCUGAUGGCAGCUCUGGUCAUGAAGGCAUUAGCACUAGCGCCCCUGGGAACUGCUCCAGUGAGGACAACUGCUCAGAGGGCGUGGUUCUACCUUUGUGGAACCCCCAGAACCCUGCAGUUGGCGACAAAGUGGCACGUGCCAUUGUCUACUUUGCAGCUCUUAUAUAUAUGUUCCUGGGCAUGUCCAUCAUUGCCGAUCGCUUCAUGUCUUCGAUCGAGGUCAUUACCUCUCAAGAAAAAGAGAUCAGCAUCAAAAAGCCAAAUGGUGAAACCACAACAACCACUGUUCGCAUCUGGAAUGAGACUGUGUCCAAUCUGACGCUGAUGGCUCUGGGCUCCUCGGCACCGGAGAUCCUGCUCUCUGUCAUCGAGGUGAUUGGCCAUAAUUUUGAAGCUGGAGCUCUUGGGCCCAGCACCAUUGUGGGCAGUGCUGCAUUUAACAUGUUCAUCAUCAUUGCCAUCUGUGUCUACGUGGUGCCAGAAAACGAGACCCGCAAGAUAAAACACCUAAGGGUCUUCUUCGUCACUGCCGCCUGGAGCGUGUUCGCCUACAUCUGGUUGUACCUCAUCCUGUCAGUGUUCUCCCCCGGAGAGGUGGAGGUUUGGGAGGCAGUCCUUACAUUCCUCUUCUUCCCUCUCUGUGUGCUUCAAGCCUGGAUUGCAGACCGACGCCUGCUCUUCUACAAGUACGUCCGCAGGCGUUAUCGCGCUGACAAGACCCGUGGCAUUAUCAUUGAGUCUGAGGGAGACGCCAUGUUCACUAAAAUGGACUUAGAGAUGGACGGGCAGGGCUCAAACUCCCACACCCACAACAAGGAGGCUCUGGAUGGGAUGUUGGAGGGAGUAGAGGAAGGUGGAGGGACAAGUGCAGAACAAGAUCAGGAAGAGGAAGCCCGUCGAGAGAUGGCACGCACCUUGAAAGAGCUAAAACAGAGGCACCCAGAGAAAGACAUGGAGCAACUGAUUGAAAUGGCCAACUACCAAGUGCUGAUUCAACAACAAAAGAGUCGGGCUUUCUAUCGAAUUCAGGCCACACGCAUGAUGAUCGGAGCUGGUAACAUUCUGAAGAAGCAUGCCGCCGACCAGGCCAGGAAGGUGGUGAGCUGCCAUGAGGCCAGUGGACAGGAGGAAGACCCCCACACAAUCUACCUGCAGUUUGAUCCCUCUCACUAUCAGUGCUUUGAGAAUUGUGGUUCCCUGAAGCUCUCGGUGAGCCGGCAUGGAGGAGAGGCUGGCUGCACUGUGAAGGUGGACUACCGGACAGAGGAUGGGACUGCCACUGCAGGCUCAGACUAUGAGUUUGCUGAGGGCACUUUGGUCUUCAAGCCUGGCGAGACAACAAAAGAGUUUACGGUUGGUGUUAUCGACGAUGACAUCUUUGAAGAGGACGAGCACUUUUAUGUGCGCCUCAGUAAUCCACGUAUUGUGCACCGGGCUGAGGUCUCCAUCCUGGAGCCUAACUCCAUCACCUCCAGCAACAGCACUGUCGGCCUCUCCUCCCACGUCCCGCCAAAGGCCGCCCUGGGCAAUGCUCCUGUUGCUACAGUCACUAUUUACGACGAUGACCAUGCUGGCAUCUUUACGUUCGAGAGCAAGUGCACAAGGGUUAGCGAGAGCAUCGGCAAUAUGCAGGUGAAGGUUCACCGGACAUCCGGUGCAAGGGGGAAGGUGGCCGUGCCCUACCACUCCGUUGAGGGUACCGCCAAAGCUGGGGAGGACUAUGAAGAUGUUUCCGGCAAGCUGGAGUUCCAGAAUGAUGAGACCAUGAAGGUGCUAAAUGUGAAGAUCAUUGAUGACGAAGAGUACGAGAAAAACAAGACGUUCACAAUUGUGUUGGAGGAACCUGUUCUCUUGGAGGUGGGACAGAGACACGGGGACACCAAUGACAACAAGACAGCGGUGGGACCAGAGGACGUGUCAAAGAUGGGCUGCCCCUGUCUGGGAGAGCACACUAAGCUGGAGGUGGUCAUUGAGGAGUCGUAUGAAUUCAAGAGCACAGUGGACAAACUGAUCAAGAAGACCAACCUGGCCCUGGUGGUGGGGAGCAGCAGCUGGAGGGAGCAGUUUGUUAGUGCUGUCACCGUCAGUGCAGGUGAUGACGAUGAGGAGGAAAGCGGAGAAGAACGGCUGCCAUCCUGCUUUGAUUACAUCAUGCACUUCCUGACAGUUUUCUGGAAAGUGCUCUUUGCUUUCGUCCCACCCACUGAAUACUGGAAUGGCUGGGCCUGCUUCUUUGUUUCCAUUUCCCUCAUUGGCGCUCUGACAGCUGUGACUGGCGACUUGGCCUCACAUUUCGGCUGCACCGUUGGCCUGAAGGAUUCGGUGACUGCUGUGGUGUUUGUAGCCCUUGGCACCUCAGUUCCAGACACAUUUGCAAGUAAGGUGGCUGCCAUUCAGGAUCAAUACGCAGACGCCUCCAUUGGGAACGUGACAGGCAGCAACGCGGUGAAUGUGUUCCUGGGCAUCGGAGUGGCGUGGACCAUCGCCGCUAUUUACUGGCAAACCAAAGGCAGGUCGUUCAAGGUGAACCCAGGCUCCCUGGCCUUCUCCGUCACGCUCUUCACCAUCAUGGCGCUGGUGUGCGUGCUGGUGCUGCUCUACCGCCGACGUCCCAGCGUUUCAGGCGGAGAACUCGGGGGCCCACGGACAGCCAAGCUCCUCACCGUCUUCCUGUUCCUCUCCCUCUGGUUCAUCUACAUCCUGUUGGCCUCCUUGGAGGCGUACUGCCACGUGCCUGGCUUCUGAGGCCAAGGAGAAAACACAACCACGACUCGUUUCCUUGUUUUUAUGGUUCUCUCUGUUUUUGUCUAUUUUCACAAAGAUUUAUAACUAUUUGUAUACUCAUUUAUUAUCAAUACAGCACAAAAUGUGUUUAUGAAUGAGGACUUUGCUAUCAAUGCUGUGAAAGUUAACUUUAGACACUGAAGCUGAAAUUCUCUAAACCUUGUUUUCCUAUUUUUAAAUACUGUUUCACACUGAUCAUUUAUAUAAUAAGCACUAGAACGAACUUCAACUGCAUUAGCACUCUCUUACUUGACGAGCCUAGCUUCUAGUAUCACGAUGCUCUGAAAGCACAACUUUCACACAAACUUACGUAACAUUCCCAUAUUUUGAUGGAAGCUAAAGAAUGAAAACGGAAGGUGGUGCAUGGGAUAAUUUUGACAUUAGGAGAGAGACUAUGGCAAUAGGUAAAACAUGUUUGUGUGAUGAUAUUUAGUAACUGACCUAUACAUUAAAUAUUCCUUGUAAAUCAUGUAAAAGAUUAACACUGUGCGUGGGAGUUUUUGU